Molecule: messenger RNA, 1254 nt
Organism: Durio zibethinus
Lineage: Eukaryota; Viridiplantae; Streptophyta; Magnoliopsida; Malvales; Malvaceae
Source: RefSeq, a predicted model, not a curated record
UAUUAAAAAACUUUUAACCACGUCGAAUAUUUAUCUCCGUUGACCCGUUACCCGACCGCCCGACCCAUUGCGGCUAACCAAAAAAAAAAACCAAAAUUCUAAAUCCGUAACCCUAAUUCUACAAACAACAAAAUUUUCUCGCAGUUGGACGUGUGUGCAAUUCGAAAUUCCAUUUCCUUAAUCUCUACUUAAUUAAAGUAAAAUUCGAGAUAAACAAGCUUGUUUAUUGAGAGAGAUAGAACAAUGGAGGUCGAUAGAGAAGACGGACGCACUCAGAACCAGUUGAGACCUCUCGCCUGUUCUCGAAACAUUCUCCAUCGUGCUCAUGGCUCUGCCAGUUGGUCUCAAGGAGACACGAAAGUACUUGCUGCUGUUUAUGGGCCGAAAGCUGGAACUAAAAAGAAUGAGAACCCUGAGAAAGCUUGCAUUGAAGUUAUUUGGAAGCCUAAAACAGGACAAACAGGGAAACAGGAAAAGGAAUAUGAGAUGAUAUUGAAGAGAACUCUGCUGAGCAUUUGUAUUUUGACUGUUAAUCCAAAUACUACAACAUCAAUUAUAAUUCAGGUUGUCAAUGAUGAUGGUGCUCUUCUCCCUAGUGCCAUAAAUGCAGCAUGUUUGGCCCUUGUAGAUGCAGGAAUUCCUAUGAAGCAUCUUGCUAUUGCAAUAUGUUGUGUGGCCAAGAGUGGAUAUGUUAUAUUGGAUCCCACCAAGCUAGAAGAGCAGCAGAAAAUGAAGGCAUUUGCUUAUUUAGUCUUCCCAAACUCAGUCCAUUCAGUCCUUCCUGAAGGAUCACUAAGUGUGCAAGGUGAACCCAUAGAACAUGGGAUUAUUACAUCUGUUACUCAUGGCACAAUGUCAGUGGAUGAUUAUUUUUACUGUCUAGACCGAGGGCGUGCUGCGAGUGUCAAGUUGUCUGAUUUUCUCAGGAGGAGCUUGCAACAGCACUCAACUGAUUCAUCUAAAGCUGGGUGACUGUGAAUAGGAAUUUCAGGCAUAUAAAUCCCAAUUACGGAAUCACACCAGUUUGUGCGAUUUCAUGCCAUUGUUGUUCUGAUUUCUAGCUCUCAUUCCUACAUACUUUCACAGCCUUUCUGAGCAAAUUGUGUUAGAAACUUAAUUUAAAGAAUUUAGUUUCUGCCCUGAUUGUUUCUGAAUUGUGAUAUUGCCAUUUUCCCGUGUUCUUGUCAGUACUGUUGUUGAUUAAUGAAUGUGAUAUUCCUAAGAGGAUAAAUUUUGAUCUUAGAUUGAUAGCCU